Molecule: messenger RNA, 1346 nt
Organism: Myotis davidii
Lineage: Eukaryota; Metazoa; Chordata; Mammalia; Chiroptera; Vespertilionidae
Gene: RNF125
Product: ring finger protein 125, E3 ubiquitin protein ligase
Exons: 6
Biological process (GO): protein polyubiquitination; ubiquitin-dependent protein catabolic process
Molecular function (GO): ubiquitin protein ligase activity
Source: RefSeq, a predicted model, not a curated record
CCACGUGGUCUGUGUUCCUGUUUUACAUGCGGGCAGUGCCUGUGGCGAGAACCUGUGAGCCCAGCCAGGUCUUGCUGGGGGAGGUUCUGCCGCUCCUGUAUUGCCACCAGUCUGAAGAGCAGUAAGUGGACCUGCCCUUACUGCCGCGCGUACCUUCCUUCCGAAGGAGUCCCAGCCACGGACGUGACCAGAAGGAUGAAGUCAGAGUUCCAGAACUGCGCGGAGUGCGGCACCCGGGUCUGCCUCAGCGAGAUGAGGGCACACAUAAGAACCUGUCAGAAGUACAUAGAUAAAUACGGACCACUACAAGAACUCGGGGAGACAGCAGCAAGGUGUGUGUGUCCAUUUUGUCAGAAGGAACUGGAUGAAGACAGCUUGCUGGAUCAUUGUAUUAAUCAUCACAGAUCAGAAAGGAGACCGGUGUUCUGCCCACUCUGCCGUUUAAUACCCACUGAGAACCCAAGCAGCUUCAGUGGCAGUUUAAUAAGACAUUUGCAAGUCAGUCACACUCAGCUCUAUGAGGAUUUCUUAGAUUUUAAUAUAAUUGAGGAAGCUCUUAUCCGAAGAGUAUUAGACCGGUCACUUCUGGAAUAUGUGAGUCACUCAAACACCACAUAAUGUCGUGAAAAGGAGAAGGAAGGAGACCAUACAGUUGCACCAUUUGUUCAGAUGCUGCUUGAACAGUUGGGGGGCAUUGUCGAUGUCUGAUGGGCAGAAAUGUACAACACAGUUCUCUUGCGUUUUAAAACCGCUUUUAUCUUGAUGGUUUAAAUCUGUUUUACACCCCUGAGCUUUUUAGACGCUCAACAAACAAAAAGAGUCUCCAUUAGCCAUUAAUAUACUAUGAAAGAGAACCGAACGCUGGGAUUGGUGGGCGAAGGAUCUUUAUUUGCAAACUGGGUGACAGUAUGUGUAAUGCUACUUAUUAAUAAACAGCAUCAUGGUAGGGCAAGAUAACUAAUCUUUGUUCUAUGUGAAAAGAUGGAACGUGAAACCAAUUGUGGACAUGCAAGAAAAUAGGAAAUCUGUUUCAGUGCUCAUGUUCUAAUCACUAAUAGAAUAACACGAAUAACUUUGUAUGGUAGGGAAGGAAAAUUUUGGAAGUCGAUGAAGUCCAUUUAACCAAAUUGUAUAGCAUAAUGUAACAAAAUUAAUUUCAUGUUAGGAAUGUAUGCCUAAUUCUUUUACUUUUUAUAACUGCAUACCUAAGAAUUUAAUAUUCUAUUUUUCAAAUGUUUGUAGCUUAUUUAGGAAUAUUUCUAUAAUGUAGGCAAGUUCUUAAGAACCGUCAGCUGUUAUUUAUAGUAGAGGUAUUCACAUCCAUAAUUCUUAGUGGAAAAUCCAAA